GCUGAUUGAAUACACAAUGAAAAGCACAUCCACAACUGGCUCUAUUCUGUUUGUUCCAUUUGAAGAAGAAUCAACAUCCAUAUCAGAUAUACAAAUGCAGCCACCAGGUGGUCAGAUAUUCUACAUAGAUGGUCAACUCACAUUAACGAAUGAGGACCAACAUUUCUGCAUCAUGGCAUGCUCAGACUGCAACAUUCCAUUCACAAGAAGUAUUUCCUCAAAGCCAUUCUAUUGCAUACAUUGUGAUCGAUCUACUAUGCUCAUCCCAAGAGUGCAAUUUGACAUCACAGUUACUGAUCACACUGGUUCCGCUACAGCUUCCGUCUCUGCUGAAAAAAUGUUGCACCUCUCAAUACAAGAAAUUGUCAGGCCAAGAACCACCAACAACUUCAUGAACAACUGUGCAACCACCUAGGAGCAGCGACUUACAGAAUUCAAAUGAAAAAACUGUUCUACAGAAACCACGGAACAUCAGCUGCAAAUUUGACUUCUCAAUUAUGAAGAAAAACACAACCCCACCCAAUCAGCACUGAUGGUCACAGCCGAAGCAACAAAGCGCAAAAUGCUGGACACAAGCAGUAAACACAAA
Messenger RNA from Solanum tuberosum (potato), 589 nucleotides. RefSeq lists its product as uncharacterized. Lineage: Eukaryota; Viridiplantae; Streptophyta; Magnoliopsida; Solanales; Solanaceae. The transcript has 4 exons. The record is from RefSeq and is a predicted model, not a curated record. Bases 17 to 415 code for a protein of 132 amino acids.